ACGAGCAGCCCCGAGCCUUCACUCAUCGGUCCAUCACUGCGAUAAAGCGCUCGCGCCCUGGAGAUCACCUCAGUAUCUCGCUGUUCACGUGCCACUGCGUGAGUUUGGGAAUAUAGUACUAAGAUUUACGUUUUGGAGCAUCGUUGACCGUUCUUUUCUUCAAAGGUAUUUUGAUGUUACCAACAGAAAUCUCAGGAGGAGUGUGUUUCAGCACAAGUCAGCACUCCAAAGAAGGAAGGAACGGAAUGAAAACAGAGGAAAACCAAUCAUGUCUUCAGCAGGCUCCCUCCGCCACUCCUUAUGAGCAUUUGGGAGGAGGUGAGGUGUGUGCAGGGUGUGAGUCUCACAUCGCAGACCGCUUCCUCCUGCGUGUGAAUGAACUGUCCUGGCAUGAGACCUGUGUCAAGUGUGCAGUAUGUCGCAGCGCGCUGAGUGGGACCUGCUACUGUCGGGACCGCUUGCUUUACUGCAAGCAUGAUUACGAGAAGAUGUUUGUGCGGAAGUGCAGUGCGUGUCUGCAGGCGAUUGGCCGCUCGGAGCUCAUCAUGCGUGUGCUGGGGCAGGUGUACCACCUGGGCUGUUUCAGCUGCUGCGAGUGUGAGCGCCGGCUGCAGAGAGGUGAUGAGUUUGUGCUGAAGGAGGGACAGCUGCUCUGCCGGGGAGACUAUGAGAAGGAGAGAGAGAUGCUGGCUGCCCUCAGUCCGACUCCUACUGAGUCAGUAAAGAGUGAGGAUGAGGAGAGUGGUGGUGUAUCUGUUGGGGGAAAAGGCGGGGAUGAUGGGAAGGAGCACAAGCGAUCCAAGAGACCACGUACCAUCUUAACCACACAACAGCGACGCGCCUUCAAGGCCUCCUUCGAAGUGUCCUCCAAACCCUGUCGAAAGGUGAGAGAAACUCUUGCAGCUGAGACUGGACUGACUGUGAGAGUCGUGCAGGUGUGGUUCCAAAAUCAAAGAGCAAAGAUGAAGAAGAUUGCUCGCAGACAGCAGCAGCAGCAACAGCAGCAGGAACAGGAGCAGAUGGGCGGGACUAGGAGGGGGUCGAGCAGAGGGGGUCGCCAGAGUAAUGAUGACAGUGAGGAUGGCUCUAGCAGUCAUGGAUUGGAUGGGUUGCUUUCAUAUUCCUCUCUGCCACGCCAGCAACUGCUGGCUUUGGAUCCAAACAUAUACGGGGGUGAGCAGUUCAGACACGGCCUCACGCCACCACAGCUAGGCCCUGAGCAGAUGCACUCCUAUGACUCAGAGACAGUAUUUCAUGACUUGGACAGCGAUGGAAGUCUCAGUCAUCUUGGUGACUGUCUCUUGUCAACCGCAGAAGCUGGAGUUCUGGCUGGCCGAAUAGGAAAUCCCAUUGAUCGCCUCUACUCCAUGCAAAACUCCUACUUUACCUCAUGACCCCUCCACAACCCUGUUUCCACCAACCUAAACAGCUCCAUCAUCACUAUAGGGGACAAAAGAUAGAUUGACUCUCAAUGAAGCAUGUCUUAUCAUCAAACCUACCUGGACACCACAAACACAAGAAUUAUAUUUUAACUGUGCUAAAAAAGAUCUGGCAAAGGGCCUACAACCAUUAAAAUGAUACAGGAUUGGAUCAUAUCCUAAAAAGUAAUGGGCAGAGUUUGCAGCACAAGGCAGUUUCAUUGAAAUUACACAAUUAUGGAGUAUAUUACACAUGUACACGUUUUAUGUAACAGACAUAGGGAUAUUACAGACAUUGACAGGCAGCUUGUUCAUGAAGUAUGUGUUACCUCAACUUCUAUUCACUACAAAGUAAUUCAUAUAUUACAAUCCAAAACAAUUGCCUUUCACUCAGUAUGUUUUGCAUAAUAUGUCAUUUUUGCAUAGGAAUGAACUUCUAUUCAAAUCUAAAGUGAAAACAAAAAAGUAAUGCUGGCAGAUGUCAACUGUACAUCAGUAUACAGUAUAUUAAAUUGAUCAGAUUAAAUAGGUUAAUUUACAUUAAGUUGUUGAAUUCUUUUUUCACACACACACACACACACACACAAAAUGACAGUGCAGUAAUUUAAAAUACACUGAAUUUAAUUUGGCCUGUACUUGUUACAAAACAAACAUCUAUUUCUAAUAAUUUGAAUGAUAACCAUUAUACACAUUAAGUCAUGUCACAUUGUAAUUAAUUUAGAUUGUUUAACUAUUUGCAGUUUCUUAAACACUUAUUUUGUAUUUUGGCAAAUGCUCAUCUGGUACAAUAUAAGUGGGUUUUUUCCAUGUUUGCAAGCCGCAUUAACCGUGUAUUAGACAAUUAAAAUACAAUAGAAAAUAAAGAUAAUAUAUUUAAAAAAAAAAAACAAUACACCAAUAAAAAUAAUAGGCAAAGCAAAUCAAAGUAAGGAAAGAAAAUAAAUCUUGACAGGGUUCAUACUCAUAGAACAAAAGAGGAACACAUGACUAAAUACAUACUAACAAAACAUUGCAACAUACUUGAUUAUAUGAAACUUAUCUAUUAAAGCUUGAUUUGACAAGUAUGGUAAAUGUAUGCAUUAUUUUGUAUAUAUUACACUCAAAAAAUAAUUUUAAGAUUUACAGUACGCAUUACAAUUUCAUAACAAAAUUCCAUCAAGUCGAAUUAAAUAAUCUUUAAUAAAAUAAAAAAUAAAAACCUAAACAUUUUAAGGUUUAUCCAUUUAAUUUUGUUAAACAUUACACAAUUCAAUUUGAUGGAAUUUUGUUAUGAAAUUUUAAUAUGUAAAUCUUAAAAAUAGGUAGGCCAAAAUAUUUGUUUGAGUGUAUAUAUAAAAAUAUUGAUUUCAUUUGAAAAGGAUACUGAUUAGAUCUCAGGUUAGUUUGGUUUAUGUCGAGCAGUAUACUAUAUGGACACAGGGUAAAAACCACUUACAGUUUUCCUCUGAUAAAAUAUAAAGAGAGAACAAUUUGAAAAUGAUCAAGGACCUUGUAUUUUUUACAGUAGCAUUAAAAGUGGUUUAUGCCAGGAGUUUUUAGAUUGUUAGGCAUCAGGGUCAAAGGUUGACUAUACUCAUCUCUUCUGCUCUAUUUUUCAAGCAGAGAUGAAUCCAAGGCCACAUCCACACUAAUACAUUUUCUUUCAAAUGACUCCUCUCAUCCACUCUUGAAAAGGGGUUUUCUCCCCUGAAAAUGCUCUCCAUUACCGCAUACUUUGAAAAAAGAUGAUAUUAGCAAACUGAAAACUGAGUUUUUUAAACUAAAAAAGGUAAGUGUGGAUGUGGCCUUUGAGGAAAUAAUCAGGGUUAUUGCUAUACAGGGUUGAAAAUAGCAAAUAUGGCAGAAGAAAAAUAGCACUAAGUAUUAAGAAUCCCCCUUAAAUGUUACGGGAUGUGUUCACUUGGCAAAGUGUUGCUAUUUGUGCUUUAUUGUUACAUACUAAAAGUGUUUGUCGAAGGAGUGUUGUUGUAAUUGCCACUAUUGUUAUGAGUGUAGUUACUGACUCUUUUUACUCUGUAUGUUGUUGUUGACUAUUUUGAUGGCAGAACUCCAGCAUUGGAAUAUUUAUGUUGCAGCAUGAUAAACUGUAUAUGUGAAAUGUAUUAUUUAUACUGAAGAAUGCACAGCACACUUAUAACGCCAUCUGCUUAUAACAUUCUCAAAAACCUGACAAACUGAAAUGUAGUUUUCUUUUUAGUACACUGGACAUGACAUAUUGGUAAAUCAAGUGUGCAGCUGACUGUGCACAACUUCACUGACUAUUUUGUGAAGCUGGACUGUCUCAUAGUAAUGUACAGUAGAGUGUGAUAAUAUUUCUUCCAAGGACUGCACGGAUGACAGCUGUUCAUGGAUGAAUGGUAUAUCUCACAACAUACUGUCAUGUUUCCUUUUCCUUUAGCAUGAUCACUUUCAGCAAACGUGUAUUUGUGUAUGCUGCUCUCAGUUUUUCAAUAUAACCUGUCAUCACAACUACUGACACAAACCUGGCUAUGUGAUUUAUGGCUCAUGCACAGCGCUCUGAUGGGCGUAUGAUCCUAAUGCUGGUAAGAGACAUCACAUUUCUCUUUUUUGGCCAGUGCUCACUUUUGAUAAAUGAAAAAAUGAAAGAUCUGUUCGGCUCGCUGGUCAAAGACUUCAAACCCUGUGUCCUCCCACUAGUUUAACCAGCGGUCAAAGAAAUUCUCAUCUAAUGCCUCCCUACACAGUCUUUUGUUCCUGGACGCAGGGAGCCGGUGCACUUGUGAGGGGGAGAAAUUUCAUGCCUGCAUUCUUUGGUUUAAACUUUAAUGUAAUACAGGAACGCCAGGGUAAGAAGAAAAACACUCAGUAUACGCCAACACUGUGUCAGGUCUGUGUUCUUUAAAAUGUGUUUAAAAUGUUCUUUAUUAUGGUAAAAAAAUUACGAGUAUUCAGACAUUUUAACAGAGAAAAAGAAAGUCAUUAAAAAUGACAUGAACAUGAUUUUAUUUUGCUUAUUGAAACUAAAUGUAAUAUACAGUUGA
Myxocyprinus asiaticus (Chinese sucker) is the source of this 4420-nucleotide messenger RNA. RefSeq names its product LIM homeobox transcription factor 1-alpha-like. Gene Ontology annotation, molecular function: RNA polymerase II transcription regulatory region sequence-specific DNA binding; DNA-binding transcription factor activity, RNA polymerase II-specific. Lineage: Eukaryota; Metazoa; Chordata; Actinopteri; Cypriniformes; Catostomidae. Gene Ontology annotation, biological process: regulation of transcription by RNA polymerase II; neuron differentiation. The transcript has 9 exons. The record is from RefSeq and is a predicted model, not a curated record. Gene Ontology annotation, cellular component: nucleus. The coding region runs from base 174 to 1394 and encodes 406 amino acids.